Molecule: messenger RNA, 2822 nt
Organism: Chaetomium fimeti
Lineage: Eukaryota; Fungi; Ascomycota; Sordariomycetes; Sordariales; Chaetomiaceae
Exons: 1
Coding region: 115-2535 (806 amino acids)
Molecular function (GO): protein binding
Source: RefSeq, a predicted model, not a curated record
GGCCUGAGCCCCCCCGCCGCUUCGGGUUGAGCGCAAGGCUCUCAAUCUCAACCAGCGCCCCUCAACUUCAUUCUUUCGGACUAUCUACCCAAAUUCCAGCGUCAGGAAUCCAUUAUGCGCCUCCUGAAUGUUGACACCUUCAAGCUAGAAGAGUUCUUCUUCUCGCCACCCGCCUACGCCAUCCUAUCCCACACAUGGGGCAGCGACAGCGAGGAGGUUUCCUUUCGCGAUGUCCUGGACGGCAGGCUCGACUCAGACUCCACGCGGCCGUUGAAAGUAAAGGGCAGCUGCAAAAUAGCCAAGGAAGAUGGCUACCAGUACAUCUGGAUCGACACCUGCUGUAUCGACAAGACCAAUUCGGUUGAACUUCAGGAGGCCAUCAACUCAAUGUAUCGGUGGUAUUUUGAGGCAGCUCAGUGCUACGCUUACCUCUCCGACGUUCAGCCCGGAGACAACCCGAAUGGGAAUCAAUCUGCCUUCUCGUCAAGCCGUUGGUUCCAGAGAGGAUGGACCUUGCAGGAGCUUCUUGCCCCAUUGAACCUCCGUUUUUACGACGCAGAUUGGUCAUGUCUGGGGACCAAAGGGGAUUUGUGUUAUUUGGUCGAAACCGUCACGGGAAUCCCGACUUCGUUCCUGUUAGGUAUGACCGACAUUCAUCAGGCCAGUGUCGCCCAGAGAAUGUCUUGGGCCGCAAAGAGAGUCACAAAACGACCAGAAGACAUCGCUUAUUCCCUCCUCGGCAUUUUCGGCUUCUCCAUGCCAAUGAUAUAUGGCGAAGGGGAUAAGGCUUUCCGAAGGCUGCAGGAGCAAAUCAUGAAGGACCUUGGGGACGACUCCAUUCUCGCCUGGGGCUUUGAGACAGACACGGCGCUGCCUAAUACCACACUCGACAUGGUUCUCGGAGCCGCCCUUGCACCCUCCCCCUCCUCCUUUGCGAAUUCCGGGCACGUGGGCGUGAUAGACCAUGGCGCCCACUCCCCAUUUGAAGUUCAUGGCGGAUGUAUUCACCUUUCGAUGGCCGUGCAGGCUACAGCAACGCGGACUUUCGGCCUUCUCCAAUGUGGGCUUGAAGGAGAUAACGACAAUGUGGUGGGGAUACCGCUCGUUGCUGCGCCUGGGAGACCCCCGGGGAACUAUUUCAGGCUAGACGGCCGUGGAGCCAGAUUGCUCCCAAAGCCUGUGUUCGACACUUCUACCACUUUGGUCCAUCUGCAGCUCGACGGCGGGCGCAAGUCCCUCUCACAGGCAGUGGGCCCCUGUUUGAUCCAUAUCCGGAAAUCCGUCCCGGGCUUGGAGCUCACCAGCGUGCACCCAAGGGCCUAUUGGCAUAAAGAAAGAGCAUUGAUCGAGGCGGCGACCGAACCCACCGCAGGUGUUCGGAGGAUUCUAAUGCGGUUCCAAGAGACUGCAAAGAACGUAGCCGAUUUUGUUGCUGUUGUUGAGAUCGAUUCGGAGGCACAGCCUAGUUGCAAUCUCAUGGUUGCAUCUAAAGAGACGACGUUGGGGGAAAUUGAUGGCUGUCCAGACGCCUGGAGGGACAUGGUCAGCGGGCGGCAAUGCGCAUAUAAUUCUUCCCUGAGCAUAUACAUGGAUCUACAACCGAUCCAGGCGUCCGCUCAGCAUAGAAGAUACGUCCUCACACCCUCAGCCGUACCCGAUAUGCCCGAUACCACCGUCAGCGCGACCACUGCGCUAGAGUUUUCAGGACUCAACGCACUAUUGGACGACCUGCGUCAGGCUCGCGAAAUUCAUCAAAGCGAGGAGAAAGAAAGAUGGGCCGCCUUAACGCAGGAGAAACAACUGGUAUUCCAAAAACAGGCUGAGCUGGAAAAGAUAAGGGCUCAGAUCGCCGUCCUCGAACAUAAAGCGCGUCAGCUAGCCGAAGCUGUCGACCAGGCGCGUGCGGUGAAAUUCGACUUACUGGAGAAAUACACCUUGGCUAAAAGAGCAGAAGUGGAUAGCUGGGAGAUGAUCUCGGGCAUGGAACGGUUCAUAGAUACCUAUAAUGCUAACGCGGAGGACCCCGAGAAAGCGGCUGUCCUCUCCAAAACGGCCGGGAAGAUCUUGGCGUUCGCGGUCGAUAGGAAAUACGAUAGCUUCACGCGCAGGCUCAUCGAGCGAGCAGACGACGUCUCGGUACCGGAUCUUAGAGGGAUGACACCUCUCCACUACGCGGUUCGCCGAGGCCAGGAUGAACUAGUCCAGAUGCUCCUUGACAAAAGCGCCAAUAUCGACACGCGGGAUGAGUUGGGUAUGACACCCCUUCAUCUGGCCGCGCAGGAUGGGUUCAUAAACAUCACGGUUCGGCUUCUCGAGAAGGGUGCCAAAGUGUCAACGAACAAUGCCGGGAACACGGCGGAGCGCCUGGCUAAGCUGGCAGGGCACACCCAGCUUGUGAGGCUAUUCCAAUCCCAUCGGAGAAGAAGGCGCAACAAUCCAGGCCCCCGAUUCGCCCUCCCAACCGCCCGCCCAAUCGACCCUUUGACAUCGAGGAGCGUGGGUAUUACGACGAUGACGAGGGAAGUGACGCGCUAGAGUGGAUGACAAGUUCCAACAAUAGACCUCCUUCCCUGCGGCCAAUUCCGAUUUCAACUCGACCCCGCCAGGCACGGCUCGGAGGGCGCCCUACCCACCCGCCGAGGUAAUGCCGCCAAUAAAGACGACAAGGCGUGUAACAUGGGGUGGAAGCAUUUGAGUACAGUGGGCCGAAAGUAAACAAAAGGGGCCGAGGAUGCAACUGGCGCCAGUGCAGAUGUGACAUCAGCAAUCGCAGACAGUAUCAAAUACCAGACAAACAAGUGCGGAAAUAACUGAAACACUUA